CUUUGCUCGCUCAUGUUCCGCUAGUUUCCUAAUCCCUAUAUCAACACCAUCGUUUCCAUCUCUCUCUCCCUCUUAUCUCACUCACGCCGCGAUCUCUCUCUCUCUGUCUCUCUCGCUCUCGCACGACCACCUCUAUCCUCUUCUACUGCUUCGGCCUCCCAGAUCCGAUUUGGAGAUAUUGGAUAGUCACAUGUAUGGUCAUAGCUCAAGGAGGGGAAUUGUUUUGAUUCAUUGAAUUGAAGCUCCAUCGCAGAAGUUUGAAGCCGUACGUCUCAUUUGUUGGCAAAAUAAUUCGACAAAAUGGCUAUGUAUAUUCGAGUGAAGCGCAACAAGACUACCUACUUUAUCCAAUGUGAUCCAACUGAGACAGCUUUAAAUAUUAAGCAGAAACUGCAUGCCUUGGUUGAUCAACCACCUGAUAAUCAACGCUUGACAUUGGUAGCAACCAAUGAUGUAUUGGACGAUUCAAAGACGUUGGCAGACCAAAAGGUUGAAAAUGAUGCAAUUGUGGCAUUAUCAGUGAGAAAAGAUUUCUCAGGCAUUUCAUGUCCAGACAUUUUUAAGCUGCUUCUGUGCGGUGAUGAAGUAGAUAUUGAGCUCGGCCUGUUCACUACCACAAAUGUUUGGCAGGCCUGCCUCUUACCAAAAAUGUUUAGAAUUCUUGGUUUUGAGAUGACAACGAAUUUGAGGAAGUUUACAUUGCACGGCCCGAAGAUUUCACAUCAUUCUCAUGAUGGAUGCCACCGUGUUAGUACCAUUGCUGUAAUUUGCACGAAAACAGCAUUUAUGUUACUUGUCAAUCUUACAGUUUUCUAUUCUUUUCCUUUUUUUGCCUCUCGUGAUAGGAUUAAUGUGGUUAGAACCAACUUAUGCCAAGUACGAUCAUUUGGCGAUAAGUUGGUGGCAACUAUGCAUCCUGAACCUCGGAGCAAGUGAGCAAAGAUCGGCUUGUUUCUUGAUAUGAUUUGCUUUUGUGAAUGGUUUCUUUUGGGAAUGAAUGCAUGGAUGAAUGUGUUUUCACCAUUUUA
This is a messenger RNA of Ananas comosus (pineapple), 1028 nucleotides long. RefSeq lists its product as uncharacterized. The record is from RefSeq and is a predicted model, not a curated record. The coding region runs from base 301 to 936 and encodes 211 amino acids. Gene Ontology annotation, molecular function: protein binding. The transcript has 8 exons. Lineage: Eukaryota; Viridiplantae; Streptophyta; Magnoliopsida; Poales; Bromeliaceae.